Molecule: messenger RNA, 3120 nt
Organism: Echinococcus granulosus
Lineage: Eukaryota; Metazoa; Platyhelminthes; Cestoda; Cyclophyllidea; Taeniidae
Product: Transcriptional repressor NF-X1
Exons: 10
Coding region: 1-3120 (1039 amino acids)
Biological process (GO): negative regulation of transcription by RNA polymerase II
Cellular component (GO): nucleus
Molecular function (GO): RNA polymerase II transcription regulatory region sequence-specific DNA binding; zinc ion binding; DNA-binding transcription factor activity, RNA polymerase II-specific
Source: RefSeq, a predicted model, not a curated record
AUGGAGGCUGGAGCUAAUGUCGGUGGCCAAGUCGGUCAGGCUAAUCAGAUUAACAGAAAGCAGGACUCCUUACGCAGUGGAGCCCACGUACGUAGUAAAAAAGCAGGUUUUGGUCAGCGUUGGGAUAGGAAUCGACUACGCGAUGAAGUUGUCACCACGAUCCCAUCGGAAAGACAAGUGGACAGUUUCCAUAGACCAGGUCAAAGUGGCACCUUUGAACGUUGCUCUCAAAAUAGUGGGAGGCGCAUAGAAUCCCUUCGAAGUGGAGAAAACACCAUCGAAGUCGUGCCUUUGGCAUCUGCUACAACUCAAUGCAACCCUCAAAUAAACGAAAUUAGGGCGCUGGAAAAUUCAAUGGGUGAUCUGAAUCUAAGAGAAAGUCUGAUUGAACAGCUUCGAUCCGGUUCGUAUACUUGCCUGAUUUGUUUAUCCAAUGUUGAGCCAAGGGAUCAAAUUUGGUCGUGCAGUGGGUGUUACCAUGUUUACCACCUCAGCUGCAUUUCCAAUUGGGCCCUUUCGAAUACGCAGAAGUCUGGAACUGGACCUCAGGCCACUCAGAAGGUGCAGUCGUCGUGGCGUUGCCCGGCUUGCCAAAAGUCCUAUACAUCCGGAACAACUUCCCUUAUUUGUCGGUGUUUUUGUGGUAAAAUUAUCCGUCCCGAAUAUCGCCCCGGAUUCUCAACCAUCCCUCAUGGCUGUGAUGAGGUCUGUGGUAGGUCAAAGGCAAAUACUAGCAGAAAAGCCGAUCAGCCGAACAAAAGAGUUUCGCCAUGUCCGCAUACCUGUACUGAACUCUGCCACCCCGGUCCCUGCCCACCCUGCACCGCUCUAGUGCAGCUUCACUGCCCCUGCGGGCGCGUGGUGCAAACCUUGCGAUGCGGUGAAGAGCCCCCGGAGCCCUGCGGAGCCCCUUGCGACCGACUCCUACCCGCCGGGCGCUGCGCCUACGGUACUCACCACUGCCCCCUGCCCUGCCACGAUGGCGACUGUCCUCCCUGCACGAAACUCAUCAAAUCGGUUUGCUACUGUGGUCGAGUAGAUGAGGUCACGCUUUGUGGCAGUGAAAAGGCCAAGCGCUACGAUCUGUGUGAGGCUAGAUCAGGAGCAGUGGUGGGCGAUUUAGAGCUCUACGAGGUUGAAAUGUUUUUUGACGGUGCUGAGGCGGAAAAAGCGGCGAUACUGGCCACCGAGGGGGCAGUGGAGGCGCUCUUUGUGGGUACGGUGUUCUCGUGCGAACAGACCUGUGACCGGCCACUGGCUUGCGGCCACCACAACUGCACCGCUUUAUGCCACCCUGGCGACUGCCGACCUUGCCCGCUUCUGCCCUCCCAGUGCCUCACCUGCCCCUGUGGUCGUGUACGUAUCGCCCAACUGGUAAUGAACGGAGAUGAACAUGGAAAUCGAAAGAAGUGCACUGAUCCCAUCCCUGUCUGCCCUAAUGUCUGCGGUCGUCCGAACCCAAUAUGCGGACACCCUUGUCCAGAGAAAUGUCACCCUGGCCCUAGCUGCCCUCCGUGCAAGCUCACCACUAAGAUAACUUGUCGUUGCGGAAAGACUUCCAAGGAGAUUUCCUGUCUCGAAUAUGCCCUGGCUGUGAAAAAGGAUCCGGAUUCCUUCAAAUUUUUAUGUGGAAGAAUAUGUCGGAAAAAGAAAUCCUGCGGGCGACACAAGUGCAAUCGGAAAUGCUGUGAUAUGGUGAUCCAUGCGUGCCAGGAGAUAUGUGGUCGCACGCUGGCGUGCGGAAAGCACACCUGCGAGGACCUAUGUCACUGCGGUCCCUGCGGUCCGUGUUGGCGAGGUGUGAUCAACGAGGAGGUGUACUGUCACUGUGGUGCCACCGUUCUACCACCACCGCAGCCUUGCGGCACUGCGCCGCCUGAGUGCAAUCAGCCCUGCUCGCGGCCGCACCCCUGCGAUCACCCUGUGCAGCACACCUGUCACUCCGAGCCCGAGUGUCCCAAGUGCACUGUUCUUAUGACCAAACGCUGUCCCGGCGACCACACGUGGAUGUUCAACGUGCCCUGUUUCCAGGCCGUGGUGACCUGCGGACGUCCGUGCGACAAGCCUCUAUCGGGCUGUUCGCACCGCUGCCGUCGCCAAUGCCAUGCGGGUGACUGUCUGCUCCCGAGCGAGGACGGUAGCGCGGUGUGCACACAGCCCUGUGCCACGCCGCGCCCUGACUGUGGCCAUCCCUGCGGUCAACCCUGCCACGAGGCCGCCGGAAUUCCCUGCGUCGAGGCUCUCGGCUCACUCAAGUGCCACGUGCCUGUCACUCUCUCUUGCACCUGCGGACAUCGGUGUGAGGAACAGCCUUGCUACCGGGUGAAGACUCUGGUAGCAGGACUUGCAAAGAAGGACCCUAACUUCCUCCUUCGCUGUUCAGCAUCGACGGCCCUGCCCUUCGGUCUGCCCUCAAAAGAGGUGCUGCCCUGCGACUCUUCCUGCACUCAGGCGAUGCGGGAAGCGAAAGCGGCAGAGGAGGAAGCCGAGGCGGCGACCCACAACGAGCCCAAGAUGUGGGUGCGUGGUGGCACCCAUGUGAUCGAUGAGUCCUUGCCGCCUGCCUUUGCCCCACCCGAGUAUUCCGAUUGGCUUAAGCAGUUUGCAUCAAAUAACCUCUCCUUCGCUGUGGAGGUGGAAAAGGUUCUUUACAAUUUGGUUGACGAGACAUUGGGUUUGAUGAAGUCGUCGGGAUCAAAUCCAAAUUUGAACAAGUGCGUGAGCCAUCGGUUCAGUCCGAUGAACCAUGCGAAGCGGCGCUUCAUAAUUGAGCUAGCGGAGUUCUAUGGAGUGGAAUGUGUAGAACUGGAUCCACCACCUCACAGGUAUGUAGAGGCGCUUGCCAUUGGAGGUCGGGUACGUUUUCCGGGUGGCGGCUCAAAACAACACUACGUGAGUCUGGCGGGUAGGAUGGAGGCCUCCUUUGUGGGCUCUGUGAAAAUCGGCGUCGUCGAUGCUGCCCUCACUUCGGCACCCGUCCACGUUGCCGCUCGACCUGCUCCCCUCCGUUGCACCGUCGACACCACCGCCACUACCCCCUCCACUCGCCUCGUUUCCUUCUCCUCCGUUGUUGGCAGUACUAGUUACAACAGUGGCAAUCGAACCUCAAAACAGGAUUAG